Molecule: messenger RNA, 1629 nt
Organism: Rhizophagus irregularis DAOM 181602=DAOM 197198
Lineage: Eukaryota; Fungi; Glomeromycota; Glomeromycetes; Glomerales; Glomeraceae
Source: RefSeq, a predicted model, not a curated record
AUGCUUCUAAAAUUAAUAUUUAAUAAUUUGAGAAUUGAUAAUUACCUUUCCUUGAUAGGUACCUUGUUAAUUACAUAUGUGGUACACUUUUAUUAUAAAUAUUUUACUCGCGUCAACCCUUUACCUGGUCCUUUUCCACUCCCAUUCGUUGGAAAUUUGCUUCCAUUAGUAUGGCAUGGUGGAAGUCUCAAAAAGUAUUUAGAUAUAAAUCAUAAAAAAUAUGGUGAUAUAAUCGAUGUUUAUUUACCACUACGAAGUAUAAGUCUAGGACGAGCAGAAUAUCUUGAACCAUUUUUAGUCCCUUCAACAAAAAACUUAAAAAUUAUGAGAACUCCUCGUGCCGAUGUCUUUGAUGAUUUAGGAAUAACCGGAAAAGGAAUAGUGGUGAAUCAACAUUACAAACCAUGGAGAUAUAAUCGUCAAUUUUUUACACAAGCUUUUUUAGCUCCAAAAUUUAAUCAAAGAGCUAUUGAAUGGACAAAUAUAUUAUUUAAUGAAUUGGAAAAUUAUUGGGACAAAUUAUAUCUUAAAGAAGAAAUUAUCAAAGAGAAUAAAAAUGUAUUGGACUUCUUUUCAUGGUUUAAUCAAUUUACAAAUGAUAUGAUUAUUGAAUUAAUAACUGGUGAAAGAUCUUAUUCAAUGGCAGGACUUUUUAAUAAUCUCAGUGAAGAAAAAGCCGAACAUCCGUUAGCAAUUGUUGAAGAUUCCGUAAAAUUAGUUAGUGCACUUCGUAAAUAUAAUACGAGGCUUCCAUGGUUUGAAUUGGUUCCUCCUAUCUUACGACAUUACGUUCCAUAUUUUAAAAGUAUAUCAGAUGAUUCAAUUCAAAAUGUAAAAUAUAUUACAAAAAGACUGAAUUCAAUUAUUAAAAGACGAAGAAAAGAAAUUGAAAAUACACCAUUAGAUAAACCUUUACCCAGUGAUAUGUUAACAUCGGUGAUUACAGCGAGUACACCUCGUGAUUUUAAUAGAGAAAAAACCAUUGGUGGUGAACUUCUGAAACCCAUGACUAAUGAAGACAUUAGUUUUAUUAUGAUUGACGGAUUUCUUGCUGGAACUGAUACAACCGCGAACAUGAUUUCAUUCAUUACCUAUUAUCUUGCACAUAAUCCAGAUGUGAAAAUGAAAAUGUAUGAAGAAAUUGAUAGAAGAUUUCAAGGUGAUAUAACGAGAUGGGUUACUGAAGAUGAUCUUCGUAGCUUAAAAUACUGUGAAGCGAUUAUAAAAGAAGUUGCUCGCGUUUUCCCAAUUUUUCAUGCAUUCGGAAGAGUUAUUGAUAAACCUGAAGAAGUAGCAGGAUAUCAAUGGCCAGCUGGUAGCUAUUUUCGAAUUAAUGCUGAUGCCGUUCAUGGAAAUAAAAAUCAUUGGAAAGAUGCCGAUAAAUUUAACCCUGAUAGAUGGAUGGAUGAAGAAUUUGAACCAGAGAAAUAUUCUUUCAUAAUGUUUGGUGGAGGACCAAGAUUAUGCCCAGGAAGAAAGUUAGCAAUGAUAGAAUUGGUUGGUUUGAUGGCUUUAAUAUUUAGAAAAUAUGAAAUAGAUUUAGUAGAUAUAGAAUCUCCUUUAAAAACUACAUCUCUCGGCAUGAGCGUAUUACAUGGAUUAUCAGUUAAAGUUAAACUAAGAAUUUAA